CGACCGCCCACCCAUCCCGGUUGGCUGCGGGCCCUGCUCGUCAACGCCUCUCGCAGUUGUUAUUGGUUCUUUUGACUUUUUCCCGCCCACCAGGUGCGGCGUCGUUCAAACCCGACCCCCCGCCCCUCCCGGGGGCGCCGCGGCGCUAUGGGAGGAACGGAGCGGAAUUCUGCCCGGCAACUAAGUACGUCACCGAGACUCGGCUUGUUAUUGGAUAGAGCACAGGGCAGUGGUCACAAAACAGCAGAUGAACUGCACAUGUCCGUGUGUGGCUUGCAUUUUGUCAGGGUACAGAAGGCAGCGAUGGUGGAACUGCAGCUCCAGCAGGAGUGGCAAGGAAUUUCAGGCGCAAGGUUGCCUACAGAAAAGACUUCAGGAAGGGAACCUCUACUCUUGCUGCCUAUUCUAAACUUCUUAAGAGAAUGGACAGACAUUCAAAUGUUAGCUUGUCCAGCAGCAUUCACCUGGGAUUCCCUCAGUGAUUUUGACCAGCUUCCAGAUGAUGUACCUGUUUCAGCUAACAUUGCAGAUAUUGAGGAGAAGAAAGGCUUUACAAACUACUAUAUGUUUGUCAUUGAAGUAAAGCUUAAAGGUGGUGGCAGAUACCUGAUUUUCCGGCGCUAUCGUGAGUUCUAUGCCCUGCACACCAAACUAGAGGAGAGAUAUGGGCCAGAGGGUGAUAACAGCCCAUUCACCUGCACACUCCCUGUAUUGCCAGGAAAAGUUUUUGUUGGUGCCAAAAGGGAAAUUGCUGAGAACAGGAUUCCUAUCCUAAAUGUCUACAUGAAGAACCUACUCUGCCUCCCUGCUUGGGUGUUGAUGGAUGAAGACGUACGGCUGUUCUUCUACCACUCAACCUUCGAUAGCGAGCAGGUGCCUCACAGGCUGAGACGGCUUCGCCCACGGACACGCCGAGUUAAAAGCAUUUCACAUCAAGUGCCUAUUUUUGACCGCACAGCAGCUCCGCGGGCUGAGGCACUGUUUGAUUUUCCUGGAACCAAUAAACUGGAACUCAGCUUCAAGAAGGGAGACUUGAUCUACCUACUCAGCAGAGUAAACAAAGACUGGUUGGAGGGAACUGCUAAUGAUGCCACUGGGAUUUUCCCAUGUGCUUUUGUGAAGAUCAUAAAAGAUUUACCACAGCAGGAAGACACAGUCAAUAAAGUCCGCUGUUAUUACCACAGUGAGACUGUGAGCACUAUCAGGGAUAUCUCAGUGGAAGAGGAUCUGAGCAGCAUUCCAUCAUUCAAAGAUCUCAUGGAAUUGAUGAGGCGGGAGUUUGACCAAGAUGACAUUGCUUUGAAUUAUCGGGACCUUGAUGGGGAUCUGAUCCGGUUGCUCUCCGAUGAGGAUGUUGAACUCAUGGUAUCUCAGAGCAGAAGAAGGCCCUCUGAGAAGCACUUUUUCCCUUGGAAGUUGCACAUCACUCACAAAGAUGACUUGGGUGUCUACAACACUAGUCCAGGAAUAGAUGCUACUCAAAUAGUAGGAUCAAUAUUGCCAUAAUUUUCUCUUCAUUUGCUGAUAUGAACAUUUGUGUGCCAGUGCAUAAUUAUUUCUGUCAUGUUGGAGUCUGACCAGGCAUUCAGAGUUUGUUCUAGAAGGAUCAAGAAAACUUUUCUGUACUUCAGUGAAGAAAUUGCAGCCCAUCUUAGCUUUUUUCUUUCCACUGCCCAAUAUCUUGAAUUUUGUGAAUCAAACUUAGUACACCUGUGGUGUUCCUCAUAGACCUUUCUGUAAUUUACUUAUUUCUGCAUUCUGGGAAAACAUGCAUGAUGCCUAUUUGAACAGGAGUUUAUUCUCUGUCUAUCUUCUGCUUUCGGACACUUCAUUUCAAAGGACAACUAACAAGAAAUUACUGUAUCAGAUUCUUCAACAAAUAAAGUUAAAUAUGAGUUUAUCAACUUUUA
Messenger RNA from Neopelma chrysocephalum (saffron-crested tyrant-manakin), 1910 nucleotides. RefSeq names its product neutrophil cytosolic factor 4 (gene NCF4). Gene Ontology annotation, cellular component: NADPH oxidase complex. Gene Ontology annotation, molecular function: protein binding; phosphatidylinositol binding; superoxide-generating NADPH oxidase activator activity. The coding region runs from base 148 to 1506 and encodes 452 amino acids. The transcript is spliced from 13 exons. NCBI's taxonomy places the organism in Eukaryota, Metazoa, Chordata, Aves, Passeriformes, Pipridae. The record is from RefSeq and is a predicted model, not a curated record. Gene Ontology annotation, biological process: phagocytosis; superoxide anion generation; respiratory burst.